Molecule: messenger RNA, 605 nt
Organism: Paralichthys olivaceus (Japanese flounder)
Lineage: Eukaryota; Metazoa; Chordata; Actinopteri; Pleuronectiformes; Paralichthyidae
Gene: pclaf
Product: PCNA clamp associated factor
Biological process (GO): translesion synthesis; regulation of cell cycle
Cellular component (GO): nucleus
Molecular function (GO): chromatin binding
Source: RefSeq, a predicted model, not a curated record
CCCGCUGAGCUUUUUAAACCAGCGCGGGAGUGUGCUCCUCUCACUUCCUGUUAGUUCUGUUGUCCGCUCGGUUUGUCUCUGGUCCCUGAGCUGUCUCUCCUCUGUCCUCUGUUUACUCGGUGUCUGUCUCCGCUCGGAGGGAACAUGGUGCGGACUAAAGCGGACAGUGUCCCCGGCUCCUACAGGAAAGCUGUUGCAGCUUCAGCUCCGAGGAAGUCUCUGGGCUCCAGUUCCACCAACUCGUCGUCCUGCAGCAGCCAGGCGUCCACACCAGCUAAGGGCAAAUAUGCCGGUGGGAACCCAGUGUGUCCUCGCCCCACUCCGACCUGGCAGAAGGGCAUCGGUGACUUCUUUGGUGGCCCCCCCCGGAAACCAGAGAAGGAGAACCAGAGACCCCAAGAGAUCGAGGACGACGAGGAGGCCGGAGGCAGCGGGGUGUCAAAGGCCAACAGGAAGUCCAGGCCGCUGCCUGCUGACGAUGAGGAGGAUGAAGACUGAGAUGACGAAUGAAUCUGCUGCCUCUGUGGCAUUUAAAUGUACAUCUGUAUAUAAUUUUCUGCUGAAUUCCCUUUGAAUAAGUCAUUAAACAUGUUUUAUGUUUUUAA